Messenger RNA from Maylandia zebra (zebra mbuna), 1586 nucleotides. NCBI's taxonomy places the organism in Eukaryota, Metazoa, Chordata, Actinopteri, Cichliformes, Cichlidae. The record is from RefSeq and is a predicted model, not a curated record.
UCUCACGUUUUUCCUCGCAUCCGGAUUUCAGUCCGUGUUUGCACUUCUGCUCAUCCGCCUGGGUUUAUUCCAAUGAACUUUUUUGGAAGCGGGAAAGCAGUCGCCAGAUAUUCUGCUGUCUUGGUCUGCACCAAAUUAAGUUGAACGGUCAGUUUACGCCCAACAGCAGCAGCAGCAGCAGCAACAGCAGCGGCGGCGGCAGCUUUCAGCACCAUGGAGAGCAACGUGGUGCACAUCUUCAAAGAGGACCGGUGUCCCUCGGGCCAGCCGGGGGAGUGCAUCCCAAACUUUACCUGGCAACCUUCGGAUAUUUUCAACUACACUGCCAACGCCACCUGGGAUGCUGAACCCGAGCCAAUGUCGCCCAUCAUCCCCAUCAUAGUCGCCGUUUACUCCAUAGUGUUCGUGGUGGGCUUAGUCGGCAAUUGUUUGGUGAUGUAUGUCAUCAUAAGAUACACAAAAAUGAAAACAGCCACCAACAUCUACAUCUUUAACCUGGCCGUGGCUGACGCCCUGGUCACCACCACCAUGCCCUUCCAGAGCACCGACUACCUGCUCAGCUCCUGGCCGUUUGGCGAGAUAGCGUGCAAAGUUUUCAUCUCCAUCGAUUACUACAACAUGUUCACCAGCAUCUUCACCUUGACCAUGAUGAGCGUGGACCGAUACGUAGCUGUGUGUCACCCUGUUAAGGCCUUGGAUUUCCGGACCCCCGUCAAGGCCAAGAUCAUCAAUGUUAUCAUCUGGGUGCUGUCGUCGGCUGCUGGGAUCCCUGCCAUGAUACUGGGCAGCACCAAUACUAAUAACGGGACUACAGAGUGUGCUUUACAGUUCCCUGAUCCCUACAUCUACUGGGACACGCUGAUGAAGAUCUGUGUCUUCAUCUUUGCAUUUGUGGCACCGGUCAUCAUUAUAACUGUCUGCUACACUCUGAUGGUCAUGAGGCUGAAGAGCGUGCGGCUGCUGUCAGGCUCACGCGAGAAGGACCGCAACCUGCGUCGCAUCACCCGUCUGGUGCUGGUGGUGGUCGCCGUCUUUGUGGUGUGCUGGACACCCAUUCACAUCUUCAUCUUGGUCAAGACGCUGUCAACAAAUGUCCCCGAGACCACGGCUGUUAUGGCCGCCUACUUCUUCUGCGUGGCGCUGGGCUACACCAACAGCAGCCUUAACCCCAUCCUCUAUGCUUUCCUGGAUGAGAACUUCAAGAGAUGCUUCAGAGACUUUUGCUGUCCCAGAACACAAGGACAAGGUGACUGUCAUGGAGUGAGCCGUGUGAGAAGCACUCUGCGGGAUCAUUCUUGCCCUGCAGAAGCUCGGGGAGGCGUAAAGCAAGCCAGGCCCGUAUGACUAGCCAUGGACAUGUCCUCUAUGCCCUAUCAGAGCUGGGAGGACUCCAAUGAGCUGGGCUUAACUCAAAUCACUACAGCUAUCUGAGAUAAAAGCCAGAGUCAGGGCCAGAUUUUUAGCUCUGUAUCCAGCACGUUGGUCAAAUAAGCCAAAAACAUGUUCACUUAAAAGAUUAGCCUGGUGCUAAUCUAUGUUUUAUUCUUACUACACAAAUCCCAUGAAAAGGCCACAACCAACAAAGA